Messenger RNA from Harpegnathos saltator (Jerdon's jumping ant), 960 nucleotides. RefSeq names its product Coiled-coil-helix-coiled-coil-helix domain containing 2. NCBI's taxonomy places the organism in Eukaryota, Metazoa, Arthropoda, Insecta, Hymenoptera, Formicidae. The coding region runs from base 170 to 604 and encodes 144 amino acids. Gene Ontology annotation, biological process: mitochondrion organization. The record is from RefSeq and is a predicted model, not a curated record. The transcript is spliced from 3 exons. Gene Ontology annotation, cellular component: nucleus; mitochondrion.
CAUCGCGCGAUUGCGCAUGGUUAUGUAACCAAGUGACUGGCGAGUCGCAUCUGACGUGUUGCGUCAAACGUGGUCGAAGCUGAUCGAAGUGGACUUCGCGCUGCGACGGAGUAUCGUCGUUGUGCGCUCGAAUCGAUCGUGAUCCGACGGGAAGUCGCAAACAGCGAAAAUGCCACGACGUGCACGCGCCGCCGCGCCUCCCCCGCGAACCGUCAGGCCCACGCCUGCUCCGGCCAAAGCCGCACCUCCACCAUCCUCAGUGCCAGCCCAUGCGCCCGCAUCGACACCCAUGGUGGCCCAACCACAGCAGCCGUCCCUCAUGGGUCAGAUGGCCGCCACCGCGGGUGGUGUGGCCAUUGGCUCCGCUGUGGGACACACCAUUGGACAUGCCAUGACUGGACUUUUCAGUGGUGGGUCCAGCGACGCCGCCACACCAGCUGCGCCAGCAGUAGCUGAAGCUGUUCCAAGCUCAGUACCUGCUGGUACAGCUUGCUCAUGGGAGAUCAAACAGUUCCUGGAAUGUGCUCAAAAUCAGUCGGACUUGUCCCUCUGCGAAGGUUUCAAUGAGGCACUUCGUCAAUGCAAAGCUGCUAAUCGUCAGUAGUUCUGUCUCAUGUUGUCGCUUGAUAUGCUGUAAAUCAACAUAGGAAGUGGAGAAAUUAGAGAUGAUUCCUAGACAAUGAUACAUGGCGGUACUGUAGCGUAUAAUGCUCCAUGGUGACUUAGUUGGGUGUUUCUUGUUAAUUUUUACCGUUAUACACACGAAUACAAUAAUUGUGAGCGAAGCAGUCUUGGAUCCAUGCCUUGUACCUAAUCCAUAUAUUUUAGAAUGCAUAAUAAUAAAAAAUUGUCUGUUUAAACUUUAUAGUCGCGUCAACCUCCCUGAUCUUUUCUGUAAAUCUUUCUGUGUAAAGAUGCACCUUACAAUAAUAUGACUUGAAUAAACUACAAUAGACACAA